ACAUGUCUGUAAUUGUCUUUUGAUGCAUAGUCGAAAUUGUAAUAAUUGCAGUAUUUGAAAAGGAGAGCUAACAUUUCAGGUGUAGGCAGCCAAAGAGAUGGAUAUUGAUGAACAGCUACGAGCUCAGAGCAAAGUGCUUUUGCAGCGUUUGAAGGCAAGACAAGGCAAACUUCAGAAUGUAGUCAACUACCAAUCUGAUGAAGACACUAAUUUAAAGGGAAAAAUCACACAUAAAAAUAUCAAAAACAUCAAUACAGAAAAGUCUGGAGGAAAGAAAUGUUCCUCGAGGGAAGCAGAGUUAGAUGUCUCCACAAUUGUAGAAAAGAGAACAAUUAAUGAACAACCUCGAGCUCGACAGCAGCUCGCUAGAGCCAGGCAAAAUAGCAGAAAAAAGUCAAAUGGGGAAAAAACAAACAAAUUAUGUAAUGGUGUGCUUACAGACUCAAAUAAUCUCAAUACCCAAAACCGAAAACAAGAUGUUGGUGACAAAGAAUUAGAUCUUAAAGAGAGUGAAAACAGUCUCACUGCUCCAAAAGUAGUUGAUGCUGAUGACAGGCUAUGUAAACAGUUGUCAAAUUUGAGAUCAGAGGUUGACAGGUCGUGUGAUGCUGACAGAGAUACAGAAGUGAAGAUACGCAGGAAAAUAAUCGACAAAAAUGUAAAAGUUGAUUCAAAGUUUAAUGACAGUGAGUUAUGUAGGGAGGAUGAUGAAUCAAGAUUAAAUUUUAGUUACUCCAAAUUUGAUGAAAGUGAUAUCAACUACCUGAGAUCAAAGUUUGGUGACCACCCAGAAGAUACUGAUAUAGGUAAAGUAGAGUCUAACAACAAUGCUGCUGACCAUGAAAGGAUGUUACAGUCAGCUGGGAAUGACAGGAAGGUGGCCAACUUCAUCAGAGACACCAUGAGCAAACCAAAAUCAAUUCUCCUGACAACUGGACCAAAGGAUCUGAAAAGGUCCCUCAAUAAAGUGAGCUUUCUUUCAUCACGGGAUGGAAGUGUGAGCGUGCCUGAUAUGGAUCGCCAUCUUCUUGGUUAUGACUGGAUUGCAGCUUUGCUUGACAAUGACCGUGGAGCGAUGGACCAUUCCGAAGACUACUUUGAGGAACUGAGAGAGUUCCGACGUAUAAACAGGGAUGAAUGUGUUAACAACUUUUACAUGGAUGGUGUUGAUGAUCUAUUAGCCAGCAGAGACCGUGAACCAUCUCCUGUAGCUGAGGCCUUGGAGGAAACGAAGGUGAAGCCAUACACUGUUAACGACCGACUGUUUACUGAGCCACUGAAGCAGGGGGUAUUCAACUACUCAGACAGCGAGGAUAAAGAAACGAAGAAAAGUAAACCCCCUACAUUUGAGGAGCCCAGAUUUGUCAGGGUGAGCAUUCCAAGGUCUACCUUGUUGUCUCCUCACCGGGUUAAACCGCAUCGCAGAAAGAGUAUUGAUGACACAGAUUCAUUUUCUUUAUCGAGGCAUUGUGUGAAAGGCUAUGAGAAUGCUGUGCCAUCCAUGGUGCCGGCUGCCUCCAAUGUAGGCCUGCGAGAUGCUACGCAUGGUACUAAAUCCAUGAUACAAACGACAUUGGCUGAUGCUGAGAAAGUUGCAGCUAGUUUUCCAUAUCCUUGGACAUCGUCUGCCCCGGAUAGAAUCCGCCAGCCUCGUUCUGACCAUGCUGACCUAUAUAAGUCUUACCAGGAUAUGACCUUGCCCUCACGUCUUCAGGCCAGCACAGCAGGAGCAGGGGAGGAAUCAGUGGCUCUUAAGCAGGCAACAGAAGACUUGCUUAACUCAACCUACUCACUUAUGUUUGAGAUGGAAAAGAUCAAGAAACAGCGAGACAUACACAGCACACGCCACAUAGGAAAUGUGGCAUAGUAGUCCCUAUUGUGUAGAGCUGCGUCUGAUUUCUGGUGGUUUUACUGUGAUAUGUCAAGGACAGUGGACUUCCUCUAAACUUCAAACUCCUAAAAUUAUCGGCCGUGAAAGAUAUGACAAAAGUAAUACCUUUUCACUCUUUGGGACUAUUGGAGCCAGUAUUGAGAGUUGCACUUGGUGUUUCAUACAUGGAGUCCUUCUAUACAGCUUGAAUAGAAACCCUGACAAUUUCUCUGGUCUCUUUGAAUUUCUGUUUCAAAAGGUUAUAAAGAUGACUUCAAUACUAACUGAUUAAUAUUGAAUCUCAUUUCAUAGUCAGUGAUAUUCAGUAAAUACAGUGAUAAUUUCUAUGUUUUGCUAGAUUGAUUUUUUGAAAAUGAUUUAAUAUAAAAGGAUGAAAAUUGAAAUUUUGAUUUACGUAAUACUUACAGAAGAAAAUAAAAUGUUAAAAACUGAACAAAAUGCUACUCAAAGUGCACUGUAUUACAGCCAAUGCCGAAUUCAAGAUUAUAACUUUGUACUGUUCAUAACAAUUUGCGAAAAAGAGAAAACUUUUGAUAACAUAUUAUUCAUGCAGCCAGUUUAUGAUCAAGAUGUGCAUUAUUACAAAACUGCAUCUAGUGUACAAGACAAGAGUAAUCACAAUCCUUCUGCUUAGUUGAGACUUCACAUUUCCUAUUGAUUUUUCUCUCAACGUCUACCUUGUCCUCAAAAUUGUGUUGCAUUUUAAACUCUCCAGAAGUUUUUGUAAGAUCAACGUUCUAAGUUGUUUGUAUAUUGUUAACUUAAUAACAAAACCAUUUUCAGUUGGUAAUGGUAAACUUGUCUUUGAUAUGGUGUCUGUGAUAAAAAUGUGCGUAGUAAUUUAAUGUUUACAUAUUAUGUACAGUCAAUUUGAUAAUUUAUUAAUUUUUUAAACCAUAAUGUAUUUUGAAAUUAAUAUAUUGGGGUUUUUGUAUAAAAUAUAGUAAUGCCACUUGAACAUGCCAGGUAGAUUCUAUAUACCGAGCAAGUAAGAUGCACAUACAUACAUAUGUAUUUUAUAUUUUAAAUAUUAGGAAAAGGUCAUGUCCUACAAAAUACCUACCAGUUUAAAACAUUCCAUUGAUAGUAUUGGCCUAUACGUUUAUAUACAGUGUAUCACGAUUGUGAAAAUCAGUAGAAUAAAGAACACGGUUAUCUUAAGUAUGCCUCAUAGUGUAGAGAUUGUUAUUUAAUUUUGAAAUAAAAUAUAAAAUGAAUACUGCAUGUAUAGUGGGUUUUUUUAAUCCCUUAGGUACAUUUAUAGUAUAUUAAAAGCUUAUCAUUCAGCAAAAGCCAAGU
This is a messenger RNA of Ylistrum balloti, 3190 nucleotides long. RefSeq lists its product as uncharacterized. Gene Ontology annotation, biological process: negative regulation of cell migration; negative regulation of G2/M transition of mitotic cell cycle. Bases 98 to 1867 code for a protein of 589 amino acids. The record is from RefSeq and is a predicted model, not a curated record. The transcript has 8 exons. NCBI's taxonomy places the organism in Eukaryota, Metazoa, Mollusca, Bivalvia, Pectinida, Pectinidae.